GUUUCUCGUUCGUUUGAUAGUUUUGGUUUACAUAUCUUGACAAUACCUGAACUUGGCUACACACGAGUAACGCUUUGUUCUGUUAUUCCCGUUAGUGGAGAUACAACUGUAGAACCUGGAACGAAGCAGAAGCUGUUUUUGGUGAAGGUGGACGUGGUGGCAACCCAGGAUAUGGAGGAAAAAUGGAGAGAGUUUUACUUUCCUCGACCUGGCUGGUGGCGGUGGUAAAGCUGGCAGUACCAGUGGCCCGGGUAGUGGUGAAGGACCUACUAUAAAAGACGGAGGUUCUGG
Messenger RNA from Galdieria sulphuraria, 291 nucleotides. RefSeq lists its product as uncharacterized. The transcript has a single exon. NCBI's taxonomy places the organism in Eukaryota, Rhodophyta, Bangiophyceae, Galdieriales, Galdieriaceae. The annotation marks the transcript as partial. The record is from RefSeq and is a predicted model, not a curated record.